Molecule: messenger RNA, 1323 nt
Organism: Eremothecium cymbalariae DBVPG#7215
Lineage: Eukaryota; Fungi; Ascomycota; Saccharomycetes; Saccharomycetales; Saccharomycetaceae
Gene: SWD1
Product: COMPASS subunit protein SWD1
Exons: 1
Coding region: 1-1323 (440 amino acids)
Cellular component (GO): Set1C/COMPASS complex
Molecular function (GO): protein binding
Source: RefSeq, a predicted model, not a curated record
AUGGCUAAUAGGUUGCUUCAAGAUCCUUUUAGUGUGCUUAAGGAGUACCCGGAAAAACUAACCGACACUUUUGAGAUUCCAUUACAAGGUGAAUGUUUACAGUUUAGUCAUGGGGGAGAUUAUCUAGCUGUUGGGUGUUCCAAUGGAUCGAUUGUAAUCUAUGAUAUGGAUACUAAGAAACCCAUUUCAAUGCUUGGUAAUAGGGGUGGUUCUCAUGUAAGGUCCGUUCAGUCCGUGUCUUGGUCUCAGUGCGGUCGUUAUUUGUUUAGUAGUUCUCGUGACUGGAGUGUAAAGAUGUGGGAUUUAAAAAUGCCUUGGAGGUGUUAUAAGGGAUAUAGAUUUGAUGGGCCUGUUUGGACUUGUGAUAUAUUAGGAAUUGAUGCCAAUAGGUGUGUUGCAACUGUUUUAGAACAAAAAUAUGGAUUUAUGAUUGAUUUUUCUCACGAUAUAGCCACAGCUGUUGAGAUCAGAGACCCAGCGAUGGAGCUGGAACAGCAAGAGGUGAAAGAUUAUGGGUAUACUUUAGUUACAUGCUUACACCCGCGUCUUAAAGAAGUCAUAAUCACGGGUACUUCAAACGGCUGGGUGAUUAUCUAUCGGAUUCUCCCUCAGGAUUCUGGCUUCAAAUUGAUUAAGAAAGCAUUUAUUGGUAAUUCGAAUAUCAAGCAUAUUAUAAUAACACCUUAUGGAGACAGAGUGGCGAUUAAUUGUUCCGAUAGAUCAAUAAGACAAUACUCUUUCACAAUCGACGAAGAUUCCUUCGAAAUAAAUCUCGAUUUGGAGCACAAAUACCAGGACGUCAUCAACAAAUUGCAAUGGAACUCAAUUGCCUUUAGCAACCAUUCCGGCGAGUAUAUCGUUGCAUCUGCCCAUGGAUCUUCUGCCCAUGAUUUGUAUCUUUGGGAAACAGGAUCAGGAACUUUAGUACGAGUCUUAGAGGGCCCCGAAGAAGAAUUACUCAACAUAGACUGGAACUUCUACAAUAUGUGUAUAACAAGCAAUGGGCUUGAGUCGGGAAACGUCUAUAUCUGGUCGAUUAUAAUUCCUCCUAAAUGGAGCGCAUUAGCUCCAGAUUUUGAAGAAGUGGAAGAAAACGUUGAGUACAGAGAGAAAGAGGACGAAUUCGAUCAACUAGACGAGCUAGGCCAUCAACAAGAACAAGAUGAGGCUGAAGAAGUAUACAUAGAUCUCCGUACAAAAGAGAAGUUUGAUGUCAGAGGUAAUGACCUAUCAUUGGAAAAAUUCAUCAUUCCUACAGACUACGAAGGCAUAUUAAUGGUCAAGGGGCUACAGGCUACUAGCAACACAUCAUGGAUUAAUUAA